UUUUUCAUAAGAGCAAAAAACAUGUGUUAAUGCUUCAGUUUUUUUUGAGAUAUUAUCCACAAGAUUCUACUCGAUAUCAUGGGGGAAAGGAAUACGCCCCACAGUAAUCACUUUAUGACUUUGGGAGCAGAUCAGCGGAGUCAAGCGUAUAUUUAUCCAGAGCCUUGUAUGACGUAUGGGAGCUUUACAGCUUUUCCGCAUCCAAACGUUAACACCACUGUGCCAGCUCCAGGAAGCCUUGGUAAUUUCUAUGCGCCCCAUCUACCAUGCCAUCAAGAGGGUGCUCUAAUUUAUGGGAUGCCACCGGCCAAUGGGAUUCAACAGUGGCAUCAUCUCACCAAUGCUGGCGCAGCGUUUGCACCGCCAUCAAAUUACUUUUACCCUUAUGUGGCAGCUCCAGCUGCAUUGAGGACUUCUCCAGUUCCAGCAAAUCAUGGGUUACGUGAUAGGCUUUCAGUCUCAAGCACUCAGGGAAGCAUCGGAAAUAAUGCAGAUAACUUAGGUAGGAACGAUCCUCGUAUGGACAGUACCAGAGGGUCAUCUAAGCAAAAGAAUGUUGCAGGCAACUCUGGAAAUCUUCAGCAUCAUUCUGCUCUGGCAGGGCCUAGUACUUCCGCUGCUCCCGUCAUCACAACAGCAAAUGAAUCUGAUGUUUCUUCGAAUGAUUCUGUAUCACGCGAGCAUGGAGGGAGUGACUCAGCACCACUCCUUGAAAAUGGUACUACAUCUGCAACUAUGGAUUUGCCAGUUCCAGCAAAUCAUGGGUUACGUGAUGGGCUUCCAGUCUCAGGCACUAUAGAUGAUUCUGUGUCACGCGAGCAUGGAGGGAAUGACUCAGCACCACUCCUCGAAAAUGGUGCUGCAUCUGCUACUAUGGAUUCACCAGUUCUAGCAAAUCAUGGGUUACGUGAUGGGCUUCCAGUCUCAGGCACUACAGAUGAUUCUGUGCCACGCAAGCAUGGAGGGAGUGACUCAGCACCACUACUUGAAAAUGGUGCUGCAUCUGCAACUAUGGAUUCGCCAGUUCUAGCAAAUCAUGGGUUACGUGAUGGGCUUCCAGUCUCAGGCACUACAGAUGAUUCUGUAUCACGCGAGCAUGGAGGGAGUGGCUCAGCACCACUCCUUGAAAAUGGAGUACAGAGAAGUUGGAGCAGAUUUGCUAGUGGUCUAGAUACUGUAUUGCAAAAUAACAAUAAUCAUCUGCUUCAAGGAAACUAUGCAGGCCAAGCCUAUCAGUUUCCUGGCAAUCCUUGGCUGAACAUGCCUUUCAAUAGUAGUGGUAGUGCAGCUCAAUCUUGGGCCUGGAGUCAGGCUGCUCCUUUAACCUAUCCUCCCGUUGGUGCCGGAGGCUAUGUAAUAGGUGCUGGAAACAUGGCUAUGCGAGGUUAUCAAGUACCUUCCAGCAACGGGGGUUUGACUGGUUUCAUGUAUCCACCCAUUCCUCAAGGACCACCGCAGUACCAUCCUCAUCUGUCACCUAAUAUGCAAACUAUGGCAGGCCACACAAUGAGCUCCUAUCCUCAGAUGACAGCAUCUCCAGGCAGACAACUACAACUUAGUUCGUCCAAUAUGGGACCCUUGCUUCCGUCUGGCUUUAGAAUGUACAGACCUCAUCAAAGGGAAUUCAUGAUGCGUGGAACAAAUGGUAGCCACCACAACCUCCGUAAUGGAGUGUCAAUGCUGGGUGUUCCAAGAUUUCGUGGAGUGCAUGUUGUUGAUCAGCACAGAGAAAUGCGAUUGGACGUGGAUCGCAUGACGUAUGAGGAGCUUCUUGCAUUGGGGGAGCGAAUUGGCAAUGUGUCAAUUGGUUUGUCCGAGGAUAUCAUCGUUGCCAAUUUGAAAACGAGAAUAUUUUUGUCUACCGAGACUCGUAGCCCUCUGGAAAAUGUUGCAUCUGAUCAAGACCAGAAAACUGUCUGUGUAAUAUGCCAGGCUGACUUCAAGGAUGGGGAGAUGAUCGGCAUUCUCAAUUGUGGCCAUGAGUACCACGAGGAAUGCGUGAAGAAAUGGCUGGGUGUGAAGAACAGCUGCGCGAUCUGCAAAUCUGCAGCCUUGUCUACUGAGAAGAAGGACAAGGAAGUGGUGACUACAGGAGGCGGCUAA
Messenger RNA from Solanum verrucosum, 2103 nucleotides. Its product is annotated as probable E3 ubiquitin-protein ligase ZFP1. NCBI's taxonomy places the organism in Eukaryota, Viridiplantae, Streptophyta, Magnoliopsida, Solanales, Solanaceae. The record is from RefSeq and is a predicted model, not a curated record. The transcript is spliced from 6 exons. Gene Ontology annotation, molecular function: ubiquitin protein ligase activity. Bases 79 to 2103 code for a protein of 674 amino acids.